CGGUUGAAGGAGCUCGAGUUCGCGGUGACUAAUCGCAGUUCUACGUGGAGUUUUGCUGAUCGCAAUCUACUGUUCUUGUAGUUCUGAAUCUGCGGACCGCGCGCAAGUCUUGAGGGAGGACGUCAACAACACUCAACAGCUACCAGCAUGGAUCUAAAUAAGAAAACAUACCUCCUCAUCACUGGAGCGUCUCGUGGUAUUGGUAGGACGAUGGCAAUUGAGUGCUCGAAAAAAAUCGCCCCAGGGUCUCUCGUAGUGCUUCUGGCACGCUCGGAGUCAGGACUAAAUAAAACGAAGGACCAAAUUUCAUCUAACAAUAAAUCAAUAAUUGUAAGGACCAUUCCCAUUGACCUUGCUAAUGCGCAAAAAUCUGAGCUACAAAAAGCCAUCCUCACAUCAUUAGAAGGUUACAAUGCUAAGGACUUCGAACGAGCCUUGAUCAUACACAACGCCGGUUCACUAGGAGACAGCACAAAACUUGCUAAGGAACUUGACGACAUAGACUAUUGGGUGGAUUACUACAAACUCAACGUUUUCUCGGUCACCGUUUUAAAUGCAGUCUUCAUGAAAGAAUUCCAAGAUAUCGAGAAGGUAGUUGUGAACAUCACCUCAUUGUGUGGCAUUCAACCAUUCCCAAGUUUGUCGUACUAUUGCUCUGGAAAGGCUUCCCGUGAAAUGUACUUUAAAGUACUUGCUUCAGAGGAACCGAAUGUGGUUGUUCUGAAUUACUCACCGGGUCCCGUCGAUACGGAAAUGUUUCAUGAAAUCCAGACAAAUAGUCACGAUGAAAACUUAAGAAGUUCUUUCACUGAGCAGCUUGAAAAAAGGACGGUCCUAACAACUGAACAAACGACAGCGAAGUUUCUAAGCGUGCUGGAAGCGAAUAAGUUUAAGUCGGGAGAUCACGUUGAUUAUUUUGAUUAAAGCUCAGAUAAGAGGACAAAGAGACAGAAUUUGUAACCCAAAAACGCAUUUGAGAAAAAUAAAUAAUUUAAAGCAUU
Molecule: messenger RNA, 1001 nt
Organism: Hermetia illucens (black soldier fly)
Lineage: Eukaryota; Metazoa; Arthropoda; Insecta; Diptera; Stratiomyidae
Gene: Sptr
Product: sepiapterin reductase
Exons: 2
Coding region: 148-924 (258 amino acids)
Biological process (GO): tetrahydrobiopterin biosynthetic process
Molecular function (GO): sepiapterin reductase (NADP+) activity
Source: RefSeq, a predicted model, not a curated record